This is a messenger RNA of Syngnathoides biaculeatus (alligator pipefish), 2105 nucleotides long. It is a transcript of the gene prpf38b, whose product is annotated as pre-mRNA processing factor 38B. Bases 215 to 1591 code for a protein of 458 amino acids. The record is from RefSeq and is a predicted model, not a curated record. Gene Ontology annotation, cellular component: precatalytic spliceosome. Lineage: Eukaryota; Metazoa; Chordata; Actinopteri; Syngnathiformes; Syngnathidae. The transcript is spliced from 6 exons.
GUUCCGGUUCCACUUGGCAGCAGCAUCAUCGGCAGCACUUUCGCCACAACGACGACGGCGGGAAGUUGCUAUCGCCGUUCCGCCACCCGUUUUCCGCCGAUAACGCGCCAAACUGGGAACAAUCGGCAUUCGACGGAAGCAACUCAGAUGGAUUUGUAACUGGAAGGAGGCCCCAUCGUACUUGAAAAGCUCGGCGUCGCGGGACUUAGCCACGAUGGCUAGCCUCGGAAACCAGGCCGUGAGCAAGCCUGCGUCCGGAAAACAUGGCAACGUACUGCCCCUGUGGGGCAACGAGAAGACGAUGAACCUCAACCCAAUGAUUCUGACCAAUGUUCUGUCCUCUCCUUAUUUCAAAGUCCAGUUGUAUGAGCUUAAGACGUACCACGAAGUGGUGGACGAAAUCUAUUUCAAGGUGACUCACGUUGAGCCAUGGGAGAAAGGAAGCAGAAAGACUGCAGGUCAGACUGGAAUGUGCGGAGGGGUUCGUGGAGUUGGGACCGGAGGGAUUGUGUCAACAGCCUUCUGUCUACUAUAUAAACUGUUUACGCUCAAGCUGACACGCAAGCAAUUGAUGGGCCUCAUCACGCACACGGACUCGCCCUACAUCCGAGCACUCGGCUUCAUGUACAUACGAUACACACAACCCCCGGCCGAUUUAAUAGACUGGUACGACGGCUUCAUGGAUGAUGACGAGGAGCUGGACGUGAAGGCGGGCGGAGGCUGCGUGAUGACGGUCGGCGAGAUGCUGCGCUCCUUCCUCACCAAGCUGGAGUGGUUCUCCACUCUCUUCCCCCGCAUCCCCGUGCCCGUGCAGAAGAGCAUCGACCAGCAGAUGAAGAGCAGGCCUCGGAAGGUGCCUCAGAAGGAGCCGCAGGAGCAAGAGGAGGCCUAUGAAAAUCACGGGCGGCAAGGGGAACGCCGGCGCUCAAGGAGCCCCAGGCGGACGCCGACCCCCAGACGCUCUCCGAAGCGGUCGAGGAGCCGAAGUCACCACCGAGACCGCCACGGCCCCAGCUACGACCGGGAACUGGAAAGGGAGCGGGAACGUCAAAGGAAGGAGAGGGAGGCUAGGGAACGCGAUAGGGACCGGGCCGACAGGGAGAGGAGACGGUCCCGCAGCGCCGAACGGAACCACCAAGAUCGGCGCGAGCGCCGAAGAAGCCGCAGCGGCAGUCGGGACAAAAGGAGCGAGCGCAAAGACAAGGAGCGAGACGGCGGCGAUGACAGGAACAAGAGGAAGGAGCGGGACCACUACAGGGAGCGGCCCCAGGAGAGGGACAGGUCCCGGGAGGAGAAGAAAAGCAAAGGGGAAAGCGACGACCGGAGGCACAAAGACGACAGGGAGAGGCACAGAGACGAGCGCAAGGCCAAGAAGUCCAGCCGGAGUCGGAGCCGGGAGAGGCGGCACAAGAGCGGCGCCGACGACAAGGGCAGGAAGCGGGAGGCCAGCCGGAGCAGGGAGAAGGAACGAGACGCAGAACUGCGCUCGCACAAACGCAGUCGCAGCAGCGAGAGGAGCCAUCACCAGAGAGAGGCCAGCAACGACCACAGCAAACACGGCGACCGGCGAAGGAGUCCCAGCGUUGAGUAAAUGUUUUUGUUUGUUUGUUUUUUAAAUCCAUUUCUCUCACAGACCAAAUGUCACCUGGAGUCGUCUUUAGUUCUGUUUUUUUUUCCUCUCGGCUUUUUCACGUCCUAGCUGGCCAUUGUUAGUCUUCACUCGACUGGAAAAGUGGCAUUUUAAUUUUGUACGGUUUGUUGUUUUGGCCCCUGGAAAAUAUGAUUUUUGUAUAUAUCUAAUAUUUCAGAGACUUGUCUACACAGCAGCAGCUGACAGGAUUUGCAUUCAUUCAUGUGGCGGGAACAGUCAGGCGUAGCAAAAUGCUACCAAGUUUAGCCACAUACCUUGAUUUCUUUUUUUUUUUUUUAAACAAGUCAAUACUGCCUGUUCUCUUCAAGAUGAAGGAAAGCAAUUUGUCCCUGAUUGUCUGUAGACCACCGGAGAAUGUUUCAAUUCCUUCACGUACAGUAAAGACCCCAGCUUGUCAUGUGUUUGGGUUGUUGCAUUUUGUUUUCUAAUAAAACAAUUUUAUGAAUAAGGAGAA